This is a messenger RNA of Oldenlandia corymbosa var. corymbosa, 1669 nucleotides long. NCBI's taxonomy places the organism in Eukaryota, Viridiplantae, Streptophyta, Magnoliopsida, Gentianales, Rubiaceae. The record is from the annotation of a GenBank genome assembly.
UAAGGAUUUAAGCAAAUGAUGUACGAACAUGAUGAUUAUGGAUGAUUAAUGCAAAAUAUCUUCUUCUCAUCUCCUUUUUUAUCCUUCCCUCUCUCAUCCUUUUCAUCCUGUCAUUCUUUUUCCCUUUCACCAAUUCUGAUCUCUUCUUUUUCUUAUUCAUUUUUGCCAGAAUCAGGACUAUUUAAACUAAACAACAACUAGAGGGACAUUGCAGCAGCUGGCUAUAUAUAUCCUACAAACUUGACCACAAUUUUCAAAAAGCAUGCACCAAAACUCCUCAGUCAUGAAGACAUCAGCUAAAAUUGUAGUGUCCAUUUCCCUUCUCCUCUUUCUGUCUCUGCCAUUUCCGGCCUUCUCAGCCCGUCCCAAAUGCAAUUCCCAGGACAAGAAAGUCCUUCUGCAAAUCAAAGCAGCCCUGAAUAAUCCCUAUCACUUGGCCUCAUGGAACCCUGAGGAAGAUUGCUGUACUUGGUAUGCUAUGGAAUGUGACCGGAAUAAUGGCCGAGUCAAGGCUCUCACCAUCUUCUCCGGUAACAUCUCCGGCCAAAUCCCACCUGCCGUCGGCGACCUCCCGUAUCUCGAAACCUUGGUAUUCAGAAAGCUCACAAAUCUUCAUGGCCAAAUCCCAUCUGCCAUCACCAAAUUAACCCGUCUCAGAGAUCUUACCCUGAGCUGGACUAAUCUCUCCGGCCCUGUUCCUUCAUUCCUCAGCCAACUCAAGUCCUUGACUUAUUUAGACUUGUCAUUCAACGAUCUCACAGGUUCCAUCCCUCCUUCCCUUUCCCAGCUCCCGAAUCUCGAAGAGAUUCAUCUAGAUCGGAACAAGCUCACCGGAAGCAUCCCGGAAUCUUUCGGACACUGGGCCGGAAAGACACCCAAUAUUUUCCUCUCCCACAACCAGCUCACCGGCCCUGUUCCAGCAUCUUUGGGCAGUUUGAACUUUCCGUCCACAAUUGACUUGUCCAGAAACAAGCUUGUAGGGGAUGUAUCUUUCUUGUUUGGGAGGAGCAAGACGGUUCUGUUCAUCGAUUUAUCGAGGAAUCUGUUCGAAUUCGAUCUUUCUAAAGUGCAAUUUCCAGUGAAUUUGACGAAUUUAGACUUGAACCACAACAGGAUCUUUGGGAGUCUUCCACAGGGGUUGACUCGAUUGAACUUGCAAUUCCUGAAUGUGAGUUACAACAGGCUUUGUGGUAAGAUCCCACGUGGUGGAGACUUGCAGAGGUUCGAUCAGUACUCUUAUUUCCAUAACAGAUGCCUUUGUGGUGCUCCUCUGUCUCCCUGCAAAUGAUUCUGAAAAAAAUGAAAAACAGGGGAAGAGUUUGAUAAGUAAACCCGUUCCCCAUGCUGUUUGUUAAUUUGCUUCGCUGCGGUCUGAGAAGAAGAAUAAAAGAUGUGAACGAAUAAUAUACUGAUUCGAAAGCAUCAAAAUUCGAAUUAGUUUGCAAUUUCUCGGCUGUAUUAAUUAGGCUUUUGUCAAUGUUUAUAUAACCAUUUGUUAGUUCACUUAGUUUGUUUCAUUUGCUUCCUAAGUUUCUAUCUUGUCAAAUUGAUGACUGACAUAUCAAUCUCAAGAAGAAUAUUGUGUUUUGUUUCGUAUUUAAUGAUAUUUUAUUGUUAGCCAGCAAUUUCCUAGUGCACGAGUAUAAUUAUUAAUGGUGAAAAAUUCAUA